CGUUGAACCAAUCACAGGUCAUCGCUUUUCUUAAUCGGGUAUCUCUUACAAGCCUCUGACUUCACAACCACUCCUCUUAGUAUCAUGGCUCACAAUAUCCUUGUCACCGGCGGAUCUGGCUACCUAGGUGGCUCUCUGCUCGCACGUUGGCAGGAAACAAACCUUCCCGCCUAUAACAAGCUAUUUGCGCUUGUUCGCACACCUGAGCAAGCCGAUGCGGUCAAGAGAUACGGCGCCGAACCUCUCAUCUUCAACGCCUUCGACGAAGUUGAAGUCAGGGCAGCUGUGGUUGACAACAACAUCUCGAUUGUUUACCAUUUGAUCGCGCCUCGAGACCAUGUAUCACAAUCAUAUUUCAUCAAGGCCCUAGCCGAAGUGAAGAAGCAGAGAGGGCAUGAUGUCCACUUCCUCCAUACCACUGGGGCCAAAAUAUUCUCAUCUCAUGGAGCUGCACCAACGGACCAGCCCCUGCUUGAUAGUGAUCCUAAGUUGUACGAUAUCCAAAAGGCGCAGAGGGCUUCGAACCAGUGGAUGCAAGGCGCCACCAAUAUCAACAACUUCGUGAUUGAAGAGUCAGAGAAACAUGGCAUUCGCAGCUAUAUCUUCGUGCCUUGCAUCGUGUAUGGUGAGGGCGAAGGCUUCGGUAACCGCAUAUCGAUUCAGACAGUGGCGAUCGUUCGCGCUGCCGAAGCUGCUAAGCGAGUAUACAGAGUUGAUACCGAUCGGCCAACUUGGCCGGUGUGCUAUAUUCGCGAUAACACAAACUUGUAUCUCGAGCUCAUGCGUAAGAUUUUGAACGGCGAGAGUCCUGGCUAUGGCAAGAAUGGUUACUAUCUUGCCGCAUCCGGCAGUAUUGCAUGGGAUGACUUGUACGCUGCUAUGGCGACUGCGUUAGCCAAACGUAACGUCAUCUCCGAUGAUGCAGUGACUAUGGCCGAUGACCAGGCUAUCGAGCAAAUGGCUCAGGGUCUGGGGUGUUCUAAAGAUCUAGUACCACUCAUGGUGGGAGGAUAUUGCACCUUCACCGCCGAUCGUGGAUUGAAAGAAUUCGGCUGGAAGCCCCUCCAUAAACCUGAGCAUAUCCUCGAAUAUGCUGACGCCGAGGUGGAUUUCAUCCUUCGGAACAAGAACUGGUAGGACAAACGACAUUCAAAAAGAGCCAAUCUUGGAGAUGAAUACCCAGAGUGCUACUUCUAAUAGUUCCCACGUCAUUUAUUGAGCCUGUACAUAAGACACUAAAGUAAAGCUUAAUAGCAAAUAUAAUGUGACAACUUCCCCGACGCGACCAGAUCAUAAGGAAAAGAAUCGG
Messenger RNA from Xylaria bambusicola, 1309 nucleotides. RefSeq lists its product as uncharacterized. Bases 85 to 1137 code for a protein of 350 amino acids. Lineage: Eukaryota; Fungi; Ascomycota; Sordariomycetes; Xylariales; Xylariaceae. The transcript is spliced from 8 exons. The record is from RefSeq and is a predicted model, not a curated record.